GUCGUUCGCACUGAUGUCACAAGAUGGCGACUACCAUGCUACGGUGUAAUGUUGUCUCUACGCAGUUUGUAAAAAUGUUUGAUUAGUUAUAAUUCAGAUUUGGAUAGACGCCGAUAAGAAAUCGCGUUAUUGAAACAAAAAGGAAAAGGGAAGAUUGAUUUAUUGAGUGCGGGAUCAGUGUAUUCUAAUAUCUGUUUAUGUGUUAUUAUUGUGAUCCUGAUUUGAAUAAGAAAUUGGGAAUUAUUAUUAUUAUUGUUAUUAUUAUUUCAAUUAAAUGGAAAUGGAUUUGCAUAGCGGCGGCGUAGGAUCUGUUUCUGGAGGGAUUUUGGGCAGUGGUAGCAAUGUCCCUGCCUUCCUAACAAAGCUUUGGACUUUGGUGGAAGAUCCAGACACUGAUCCACUGAUCUGUUGGAGUCCGAGUGGUAACAGCUUCCAUGUGUUCGAUCAGGGCCACUUUGCAAAGGAGGUGCUUCCCAAAUACUUCAAGCAUAACAACAUGGCCAGCUUUGUGCGGCAGCUAAAUAUGUAUGGGUUUCGCAAGGUUGUCCACAUUGAGCAGGGUGGCUUAGUGAAGCCAGAAAAAGAUGAUACAGAAUUCCAGCAUGCGUAUUUCAUCCGAGGUCAGGAGCACCUUCUGGAGAAUAUUAAGAGGAAGGUGACCAAUGUUUCCAAUAUAAAACAUGAAGACAUCAAGAUUCGCCAGGAUGAUGUGAGUAAAUUAUUGACUGAUGUCCAGAUCAUGAGAGGGAAGCAGGAAAACAUGGACUCCAAACUCAUCGCCAUGAAACAUGAGAAUAAGGCUUUGUGGAGAGAGGUGGCCAGCCUGAGACAGAAGCAUGCUCAGCAGCAGAAAGUCGUCAAUAAGCUUAUUCAGUUCCUUAUCUCACUGGUCCAGUCCAACAGGGUUUUGGGGAUGAAAAGGAAACUUCCUUUGAUGUUGAAUGACAGCAGCACUGCACAUUCCAUGCCGAAGUACAGUCGGCAGUAUUCUCUGGAACCCCUGCAAGGCUCGCCUGCGUUCUCACCUACAUCCCAGUCCUACACAGGAGCAAACCUGUUCUCCUCUGAUUCGACGGUUAACUCUGGUCCUAUAAUCUCAGAUGUCACAGAUCUCCCACAGCUUAGUCCCUCUGCUUCCCCGAAUGACCAGACAGAGGAAGACAGCACGAGCCCCUCAGUCCUCAUAAAGGAGGAGCCACCGAGCCCUGAAGAAGUGCAGAGCAUCGUUUUGAACGAGGCUCCUCUCGACAUUGUUGUGAACGAGGCGCCUCUCUCUCCUAACACCUUUAUUGACUCUCUACUCGAGGACAGUGAGGCCGGUGGAGCCAGUGCUGGCUCCAGCACAGCUCAGUCCCAGGACGGGGAGAAGUGUCUAAGUCUGGCCUGUGUGGAAAAUUUGAGUCAGUCUCCGCAGAUGUCAGAGGUCACUUGUGUUUUCACCAAUCCUUCCUCUUCCUGUCUUCAUUCCAGACCAGAGCAAGGGAAUGACCUUUCUGAACAUUUAGAAACCAUUGAUUCCAAUUUGGAAAACCUGCAGACAAUCUUGACGGGGCAGUCCAUCAGCUUUGAUUCCUCUCCUCUCUUUGAUCUCUUUGCCUCAUCCCUCUCAUCUACUGAUUUUAACCUGCCAGAUCUGGACACCAGCCUUGCAAGUAUCCAGGAUUUGCUAGCACAGGAUCAGAAGUCCACAGGCACAGCUCCAAACUCCGCGGACACUGGGAAACAGCUGGUUCAGUAUACAGCCCAGCCCUUGCUACUGCUGGACCCCAGCAAUGCCGAUGAGGGAAGCUCAGACCUGCCUAAUCUGUUUGAGUUGGACGAUGACAACUCUUACUUCGGCCCUGGAGACGACACUGAGGAUCCCACGAUCUCUCUACUUUCAAACACCACCUACCAGUCGAAAACCAGGGACCCUUAGUCUGAAAGCUUGCCACUUCUGUAAAGGGAUGUGCAACUGUGCUUCAUUUUUGUGUGUAAAGUGACAAGUCUAUACAUUUGUGGGUUUAGAGUUGAGAUUUUCUCUUGUCAUCUGGUUCUCUGGAUCGCCUUGAACUCAAGGAUAUGUGCUAGACAUGCCAGAUGUCCACCUGUCCUUUCUGAAAAUAACAAGGAUUCCAGACCAAAUGCAGGUUUUGCUGGUUUAUCUAUUGUAGCGCCAAGAACAUCAUUUAUAUAUUGCAGCUUAAACGUUAGAUUAUUUAGGAGUGUAUCUGACUUGAAUAGUUUCUUCUGAUACAGCACUGAUAUUUUGUAGCAGAUGAUAAGCUAAUAUUAACCUACAGGUUAUGGUAAAACAAAACAUUUGACAGUAACAAAGUAGAAAGAAAACAUUAAAUGCUGCUUCUAAGUGACAGAUGGCAGGGUGUAUCUGUAAGAAUCUACAGAAUUGACUGCUGUGUGCAUUUCUUUGUUUGCUCUUUGGGACAGGGUGGCAAUGGAAGUAAAGACAAGGUUGUUAGUGUCUUCCCUUAGGACUGGCUAAGAGAAAAAGUGAAACCAUGCUCUGUGCCCAGUCCAAUUGAGAAAUUAUUUUCCUGUCUCAAGUCUUUAGUAGACCAUGAGUCGCUUUUAAAUCCUGCUUUUACUGAAAGCUGUAUACUAUCCCUGGAUCACACUAGCCUGGUCCUUUAGUAAAUCUCUGGCUAUAUAAAUGACACCUGUUUCUGAUCCCUGGCAGCAUUCUUUUAUUUAUUUUUUUUUUAAAGACAGCCUGCUUGUUUUUCCAAGCCUGUGCAUUGCCCUGUACCCUCAAUUCUUUGAAACUAUUAACGGAUAGUAAGGUAACUCAUUUUUAAAAGCAUAAUCUAUACUUGUGGAAAAAUUAAGUUGCACACUAUAUUAUGCAAGAGACCUGAACAUGGAACAGACUUCCCCUUUGUUUGGUUGGCUCCGUCAACAGUUAGCCACGGUCACACAAACACUUUUAAAGAAAGACGGUGCUUUUUAAAUGUUAAACAUUUUACAGUGUAGCCUCAGUUGCUUAAUGAAAUAAGUUUGCUCUUGUCUGUACAUAGAUAGUUUUAGGGGUAAGGUAACUGCUAUUUCAACAAGCGCAAAGCAAGCUUAUAUGUUUCUCUACUAUCUAAUGUCUGCAAGCAUGUAUACAGCAGGCAGCUCUGGUACUGUUGCUUCCUUUUAAUACAGGAGUGAAAUCUAAAGUUUUGGCUUUUGAUAGGGGGGGGGGGGGGGCGACUGACUGCAUUUGUAAGUGACUUAUGCUAUUGCAAUGGUAUUUUGUAUAUUUACACUCUAAAUUGUUAAUAGUGAAAAUGUAUUUUUGAUUUUUACAUAAAUUAUCCACUUAAUAUACUUGGCUUUCUGUGGUUGAAAGUUUUAUUUUUGUAAUAUAUGUUUGAACUUAGUUACUGGUGCUGGUUUAGGACUUAAGAAAGAAGAGUGAAAUUUUGCUUGUUUUAAAAUAAAUAACCUAAAAAGAAAAAAAAGAAAAAAAGAAAAGGCCCAGUCUAGUCGCCAAAUAUGUCCAUUGUUCCAAACUUCUGAAAACGGGGGAUUGAAAUUUAACAAGUUUUCAAAGGUGGUAAAUGAUGAAUAUUGAAUAUGUAUCCAAAUGAAACGACAUUCGGCCAUCGUAUCUUGAGUGUUAAGGGUGGACUGACAAGUUGUUUUUGUGUUUUUUUUUGUUUUUUUUUAUAUGGAAAGCAGUAUUAAUGUUUGAUUAUGUAAAGAUAAGUUGCAAUUGAAAUAGUUUCUUGUAUUUUGUUUUAUAAAUCCGCUGAAAAGUAUGCUUUUUUUUUUUUUUUAAUUGGAAGUGGUUUUGCAUCUUUUGUGUUGUGGCUUUGAUUUGACUUAUGUUUGAGGUGACAGUUAAAAGGAUUCUGUAGAUAGCACAACAUUUUUUGUGUGUCCAUAUUAUUGACGUUUUACUUUUCAGUAUGUUCCCCUGCCUAUUUUUAAUGCAUGUUUUCUCAAUCUCGAAUAUAUUUAGCUGCAGAGGGAUAAGCAUAGAUAGAUACAUAAUAUACAGUUGUAGUCAAAAGUUGACAUACCCCAAUGG
Molecule: messenger RNA, 4015 nt
Organism: Polyodon spathula (Mississippi paddlefish)
Lineage: Eukaryota; Metazoa; Chordata; Actinopteri; Acipenseriformes; Polyodontidae
Gene: hsf1
Product: heat shock transcription factor 1
Exons: 14
Coding region: 275-1918 (547 amino acids)
Biological process (GO): regulation of DNA-templated transcription
Molecular function (GO): DNA-binding transcription factor activity; sequence-specific DNA binding
Source: RefSeq, a predicted model, not a curated record